Molecule: messenger RNA, 1496 nt
Organism: Suillus subalutaceus
Lineage: Eukaryota; Fungi; Basidiomycota; Agaricomycetes; Boletales; Suillaceae
Product: carbohydrate esterase family 4 protein
Exons: 13
Coding region: 475-1365 (296 amino acids)
Biological process (GO): carbohydrate metabolic process
Molecular function (GO): hydrolase activity, acting on carbon-nitrogen (but not peptide) bonds
Source: RefSeq, a predicted model, not a curated record
GCAAAGAACACCCACGACUCAGCGAUUACCUCGACCACAGUAGUGUUUCACUCUUUUACAUUAUGUGACCUGUAUCUAUGCGAGGUUUCAGGCUAAUAUUUGCACCAGAUCAUGACAAAGAUCCGAAAAACCAACGAUUAUCUUCCUUCUAUUUGGUCUGUUUGGCAUCGGGCUGCCUUCUAGUAACAUGUCACUAGUACUCCAGAGUAGAGUGGAGGCACCCAUGACCCAUCGCUGUAUUGAGGUCUGAAAAGGCUUAUCUUAAAACGCCUGCAAGCCUGGAGCCAUACGUUCCGUUGCCUUUCCCCGGCAAUAAUGGCGGUCCGCCUGCCAUGGCCUAGGAUCAUGUGGUUUGACAUGGGACCUCUUAUACGUUCUUCAUAUAUAUAGCGCUGCGCUGCAGUUCUUACCAUUAUUCGGACUUGACGACUCCCCUGUCGAUACUGCCUGACCUCUUAGCAACAACGUGCACCUAUGACUAGAAAAAUUCUCGUUGGAUUCGGCGUAGAUGUUGAUGCUGUGGCUGGUUGGCUUGGGUCCUAUGGAGGAGAAGAUUCGCCAUUGGACAUCUCUCGAGGAAUGUAUGCGGGAGAAGUUGGGGUACCUCGCCUUCUGAAGCUGUUUGAUAAGUAUAAGAUCAAAACAACCUGGUUCAUUCCCGGUCAUAGCUUGGAGACAUUUCCGAAGCAAAUGGAAGCAGUUAGAGAUGCCGGUCAUGAAAUAGGUCUUCAUGGAUACUCCCAUGAGAACCCUGUCUCUAUGACCCUGGAACAACAACGUGACAUCUUGGACCAUACUUUUAAGCUUCUUACGGAUUUCAAUCAUGGUGUUCCUCCGAAGGGCAGCGUCGCUCCUUGGUGGGAGACCAGCAAAGAGGGGACGGCGCUGUUGUUAGACAAGGGCAUUGAAUAUGACCACUCCAAUAUGUGCCACGAUUCGCAGAUGUAUUAUCUUCGUGACGAAGAUACAUGGACAAAAAUUGAUUAUCAGGCGAAAGCUCACACGUGGAUGAAGCCGCUGCAAAAGGGCAGGGAGACUGGGCUCGUCGAGAUUCCGGGUAACUGGUUCAUUAAAUCAAGCUCGAACUCGCAUGGUUGGGUCAGCACUCAAGCUGUCGAGCAGCUUUGGAAAGAUACAUUCACUUACCUAUAUAGAGAAGAGCAAGAUUUUGUAUUUCCCAUCAGCAUCCACCCGGACGUUAGCGGUCGUCCACAUGUACUGCUGAUGCUGGAGAGAUUCAUUGAAUGGAUCAAUACUCACGAUGACAUCCAGUGGCUGACCUUCUAUGAAAUGACUCAAGAUUUCAGAGCUACAAAUGACCCAGCACCAGGUGCCGUCAUGCCUAAGGGUUUCAAGAAGGCCUAAGCUUGUUUGUAUAAUGUAGUGCAUUUCUUACAGUACAUUCGUAUUGAGACUUCUUCAGGCGCCGUUGAAUGUUUAACUAGUGAUUUGUAUUAGUAUGUUCUAUCAACUUGUCCUUGUGAAUUCUGCGUUUC